CCAGAGCCCGCGCGGGUGAGUUCCGCAGCCAUGGUGGGCCCGGCCCUGGCCCCUUCCCCGGCCGGGGGCGUCGCGCUGGAGAACGCCAACCCGCUCAUUUACCGGCGCCAGGGCGACCGGCCGGUGACGGCGCGCGAGGAGGACGACGAGCUCCCCGACGCCAUCGACGACCGCGAGAUCUUCGAUCUCAUUCGGUCCAUCAAUGACCCGGAACAUCCCUUAACUUUGGAAGAGCUGAAUGUUGUGGAGCAGGUUCGUGUCAAAGUGAAUGAUGCAGAAAGUACCGUUUCAGUGGAGUUCACUCCAACCAUUCCUCACUGCAGCAUGGCAACGCUGAUCGGCCUUUCAAUCAAAGUGAAGCUGAUCAGAUCCCUCCCUGAAAGGUUUAAGGUGGAUGUCCACAUAACACCUGGAACCCACACCUCUGAACAUGCAGUAAACAAGCAGCUGGCUGACAAAGAGAGAGUUGCGGCCGCCCUGGAAAAUGCCCAUUUGCUGGAAGUGGUGAACCAGUGCUUGUCGGGGAGACCCUGACACAAAGUUUC
This is a messenger RNA of Euleptes europaea (tarantolino), 545 nucleotides long. It is a transcript of the gene CIAO2B, whose product is annotated as cytosolic iron-sulfur assembly component 2B. Gene Ontology annotation, biological process: iron-sulfur cluster assembly. Bases 31 to 534 code for a protein of 167 amino acids. The record is from RefSeq and is a predicted model, not a curated record. The transcript is spliced from 5 exons. Gene Ontology annotation, cellular component: cytosolic [4Fe-4S] assembly targeting complex. Lineage: Eukaryota; Metazoa; Chordata; Lepidosauria; Squamata; Sphaerodactylidae.